GAUAGUAGGGGUCGGUAGGAAUCUGCCGCCAGAAAUUGUAGGUGGGGCUGGAGUGCGAGGCGGAAUCGCCAGCACCAGCAGAGGAACCUCCGUUUGGCGCACGGGGAGUUCAGGGAACCUAGCACAUGCUAAGGGAACCGGUAAAAGGUUUGUGACGGCAGCUAGGAAGCUGAGGUCGGAUCGUCGUAUGGCAAAAAAGAUUUUAGAACGCUACGGGGAAAAACAAGCAGAGCAGGAGUCUGAGCGGCAUGCCAGAUCACUGGAGUGGGCCAAAAGGGUGCUGAGCGGUGGAGACAACGAGAAAGCGGAGUCCAAUGUGAUCCAUUCCUCAGUAAAACGGCAGCGGUCAAAUGAGGGGGAAUCCUCCAUCUGCAAAAAGCCACGUACUGAAGCGGCAUCAACGUCUAGCGAAAUCGCUCAACUUGGUAGUUCAGUAGAACUUGGUGUCUACGAUCGCAGCAGGGAAGAUGGAGCCAUCUCCCGAGAGGAAUGGAAGCAAGUAGCGGCUGCUAUAUCUGCGGUUUUUAUGGAGGUGGUCAAAGGAAACCCUGGGCCACCUCCUAAGUGUGAGAGCGCCGGUUGGCAUCACGGAUUGCACAAAUUGAUUAAAUGUUCCGACGAACGGUCCGCAUCCCUUUAUAAGGAGGCAGUUGUAAGGGUGGGGGAAGUUUGGAAGGGUGCAAGACUCGAGGCAGUGGUCAAAUCAGAUCUCCCGGUGCGCCCUCGAGCUCGUGUCUGGCUCCCAGCCGAACCCUCUACACCUAAAGAAAUUGAAGAGAUUAUGCAUUAUUGUAAUCCUUCUCUACCCACUCACGAUUGGAGGGUGAUCAGGCUGGAGAAGACAGCGCAACCAUAUCGGCAAGCGCUGAUACUCCUAAACAAGGAAUCACUCGGUCCGCUUAGGCACACAAAAGGAGCCAUAAGCUAUGGCUUCGAGAGUGUGGUUCUGAAUGUCCUCCCGAUGGAACAUACAGCGGAAGACCCGCAGUCACCAGAAGUACAGGAAGAUAAGGGAGAAGAGACACAAAUGGGCAUGAAUUCCGACCCUGUUCUUUCGGAUACCGUAAGCAUUGGGGACGGAUCGUCAAUUGAUGGAUCCGACUUCAGUCCCGAGCGGAUGUACGAUGAAGAUCGAGUCGGAUUUGACUUUAGUGCAGAACUCGCACUUCUAGAGAGCACUCUGCAGGAUGAAUAUCCUUCAGAUUAACCUCCAGCAACACACAAAGGCGGCCUCCGCCAAGCUUUUGCUUCGUCUAGAAUGAGACGAAGCCGACGUUGUCCUAAUCCACGAGAUCUCGGGGUUAAGGACAAGGACCUAUAAACUGUUGAUGGCCAGCAAUACAGUUUCAGUAAUGGUGAUAUCGUCACCGCAAGACUAGAGGAUGGUGCCGGAGAAUUCUGGCUAUUCUCGACAUAAGGAAGAGGUGGCAAAGGCUACACAAAGGAGCCAGUGUUGUAAUUGGCUCGGUCGCUUACGAUCUGGGAAGCUCAGACAUUAAAGUAAGAGGCAAAAUGUCCGGCGGAGAAGAAAAAUUCAGAAUUUUGGUCACACACCCUGAAGUGCCACAAGAGGCUAUCGAAUUGUUGUCGCGCGACUGUGAGGUAAUCGUGUGCCAGAGUGUUCCGCCAAAGCGUUCGGAAAUUUUGGAGAAAGCUAAGGGUGUGCACGCCUUCUUCUGGGCUGAUCACGAACCACUUAAUGCAGAGGCUUUGGAUGCCGCUGGCCCACAAUUGAAAGCGAUAUCCACCAUGUCUGCUGGUAUUGAUUAUGUAGAUGUGCCAGAGAUUAAGCGACGCAAGAUACCUCUCGGCCACACCCCUGUCGUACUCAAUGAGGCUGUUGCUGACAUAGCGAUUGGCUUGUUGUUGGCAGCAGCGCGCCGUUUCCACGAAGGACGACUGAAGAUUGAGACUAACACUUGGGAGAGCUACCAUCUAAACUGGAUGUUGGGUCAGGAUUUGCGUGACUCGGUAGUGGGUUUCUUUGGUUUCGGUGGUAUCGCACAAGCGAUCGCCAAACGUCUAUCCGGUUUCGACAUUGAUAGCAUCUUAUACACCACACGCCGCCGUGUGUCGGAGGAAAUCGAGCAGGAGUACAACGCCAAGAAAGUGGAUUUUGACACUAUGCUUGCCCAGAGUGAUUUCGUUAUCAUUGCUUCGCCUCUGACUAAAGAGACCGCUGGUGUAUUCAAUGCCACCGCUUUUGGUAAAAUGAAGAAAACCGCCGUGCUGGUAAAUAUUGGACGUGGAGGUGUUGUGAACCAGCAGGAUUUGUACGAGGCCUUGAAGACAAAUCAAAUAUUCUCUGCCGGCUUGGAUGUAAUGACACCAGAACCACUGCCCUCAAAUGAUCCUUUGUUGAGUCUGCCAAAUCUGGUGCUCGUCCCACAUUUGGGUUCCGCUACGCUGCGCACCCGCACCGAUAUGGGUACCAUAGCAGCACACAACGUUUUACGCGGACUUGCUGGGGAACCAAUGUUCUCGCCCGCAUAUUAAUUUCAUAACAGAUCGCUUGCUCGGACAAAACUCUUACAAAGUAGCACCAAAUGUAUAUAACCUAACUUAUUGCAAUAAAAAUAAACACACGA
Molecule: messenger RNA, 2588 nt
Organism: Zeugodacus cucurbitae (melon fly)
Lineage: Eukaryota; Metazoa; Arthropoda; Insecta; Diptera; Tephritidae
Product: glyoxylate reductase/hydroxypyruvate reductase
Exons: 6
Coding region: 1513-2496 (327 amino acids)
Cellular component (GO): cytosol
Molecular function (GO): glyoxylate reductase (NADPH) activity; hydroxypyruvate reductase (NADH) activity; NAD binding
Source: RefSeq, a predicted model, not a curated record